Molecule: messenger RNA, 1586 nt
Organism: Naegleria gruberi
Lineage: Eukaryota; Heterolobosea; Eutetramitea; Acrasida; Naegleriidae
Product: aldehyde dehydrogenase
Exons: 2
Coding region: 1-1548 (515 amino acids)
Molecular function (GO): oxidoreductase activity, acting on the aldehyde or oxo group of donors, NAD or NADP as acceptor
Source: RefSeq, a predicted model, not a curated record
AUGUCACAACACUCACUCACCGAUCAACACGGAUUGACCAACCCACCAGCUAAUAUUCCGCAAUCAACCAAUUCACUUCCAUCCUCAUCAUCAAAUGUUAUUAGAAAUUUCAUCGGUGGUCAAUUCAUCAAUGAAGAAUAUAUUAAUGAAUGGAUUGUUAAUAAAAAUCCAGCAACUAACGAAGUAAUUUCGUACGUUCCUUGUUCGAAAGAAGAAACCAUUCAAAAGGCUGUGGAUGCAUCUGUUCAAUGUUGGAAAUCAAAAUCAUGGAGAGGAUUAUCGGAGGAAGACCGUGCUAAAUAUUUGGAUUUAAUUGCUGAUCAAAUUGAAAAGAGAAUUGAUGAAUUUGCAUUGGCAGAAAGUAGGGAUACUGGUAAACCAAUUACAUUGGCAAAGAAUAUGGAUGUUGCUAGAGCAGUUUCGAAUUUUAGAUUCUUUGCUCAAGCUGUUCGUCAACAGUCAACCAAAGCCCAUUUAAUGUCAAACAAGACAAUUAAUUAUACAACUAGAAGACCUGCUGGUAUUGUUGGUAUUAUUGUUCCUUGGAAUUUGCCAAUUUACUUGUUGAGUUGGAAAGUAGCUCCUGCUUUGGCUUGUGGUAAUUGUGUUAUUGCAAAGAGUUCAGAAUUGACACCAAUGACAGCUCAUUUGCUGGCUGAAGUUAUUGAACAAGUUAAAUUGCCAAGUGGUGCAUUCAAUUUAGUUCAUGGUUAUGGAAAGGAUUGUGGUAGUGCCAUUGUUGCUCAUCCAAAGAUUAAUGUCAUUACUUUCACUGGUGGUACUGCCACUGGAAGAGUUGUUUCUCAAAUGGCAGCCAAACAUUUCAAGAAGGUUAGUUUGGAAUUGGGAGGAAAGAAUCCAAUGGUUGUUUUUGGAGAUUAUGACGUUACAAAGGCAGCAGAACUUGCAGCAAGAUCAGGUUUCUUAAAUCAAGGACAGAUUUGCUUGUGUACCUCUCGUAUCAUUGUUCACGAAUCUAUUCAUGAUGAAUUUGUUGAAAAGUUAAAACAACUCCUUGAAAAGAAUACCAAGAUUGGAAAUCCACUCGAGAAUACUACCACUUUUGGAACUCAAAUCUCAGAAGAACAUUUAAUCAAAAUUGAUUAUUAUGCUCAAUUGGCAAAACUUGAGGGAGGAACCAUUGUUACUGGAGGUAAGAGGGCUGAAUUACAAGAUGAAUCAGUCAAGAAUGGCGCCUUCUAUACACCAACAAUUAUUACUGGACUCGAUUUUAAGAGUAGAACUGCCACUGAAGAAAUCUUUGGACCUGUUGUAACUGUACACAAAUUCUCAACUGAGGAACAAGCUUUGGAAAUGGCCAAUCAUGUAGAAUAUGGGUUGUGUGCUGUUGUUCUCACAAAUAAUUUAUCAAUUGGCCAUCGUUUUAGUGAUGAAUUGGAAUCAGGAAUUGUUUGGGUCAAUACAUGGCUUUUAAGAGAUUUGAGAACUCCAUUUGGUGGUAUGAAACAAUCAGGAGUUGGACGUGAAGGAGGUGACUAUAGUUUGGAAUUUUACAGUGAGGAUAAGAAUAUCUGUAUCAAUUUGUAAUACAGUCAAGCCAUCUCAUUAAAAAAUCAAUUCACAUU